This is a messenger RNA of Actinia tenebrosa (Australian red waratah sea anemone), 1928 nucleotides long. RefSeq lists its product as uncharacterized. Gene Ontology annotation, molecular function: RNA polymerase II cis-regulatory region sequence-specific DNA binding; DNA-binding transcription factor activity, RNA polymerase II-specific. The record is from RefSeq and is a predicted model, not a curated record. Gene Ontology annotation, cellular component: nucleus; chromatin. NCBI's taxonomy places the organism in Eukaryota, Metazoa, Cnidaria, Anthozoa, Actiniaria, Actiniidae. Gene Ontology annotation, biological process: regulation of transcription by RNA polymerase II; cell fate specification; positive regulation of DNA-templated transcription.
CAUUUUCUCUGUGAACCGUCUCGCGAGCAGUCUCAUCUAACGUGCAAUAUCUAGCAAGAACUAUGGAUAACUAUGGAAGUAACUUCUCCGAGUGCUACUAUCCUGCACCUCUUUCCCAGAAGACGAACGCGACGAACUGGAGCGAGUGUGAAUCACGUGGACCGUGUUUAUAUCCCCAAAAUGGUAUCCAAUCUUCACUCGGCUACUCGUUAGGGAAAACUACUUCAACAGCAACAAGUACGUGUGAAGAAAUGACUUUAUCCGUAAUGGCUGGACCCAAAAACAAGAUAAAAGCCGAGCUGAAGAACGAUGAGUUGUGGAACGUCUUCAGAGAGAAUGAAACGGAGAUGAUUAUUACUCGAGCCGGAAGACGUAUGUUCCCCAUCCUUGAUUUUCGUCUAUCAGGAAUGGAAGCAAACCAGUACUACAGCUGCAUGGUGCAGAUCGUUAGCAUAGACAAUCAUCAUUACCGUUAUGACUUGACCAAUGACAAGUGGGUUGUGACUGGGUCAGCGGUGAAGCUUGACGUCCAACACUCUCGUUGCCUACACCCCCAUGGAUCAACACUUGGAAGAGUAUGGAUGAAAGAGGGAGCGAAAUUCGACAAGUUAAAGCUGUCGAACAAUGUCAAACCAUACUGUGACUAUAUUAUAUUAUCAUCGUUACAGAAGUACAAAGCCCAGUUGAUAGUCACUAGACUAGACCUUCCUCACUGCGAGAGGUGGAUCUUCGAUUUCCCUGAAACGGCCUUCAUCGCAGUCACGUGCUACCAGAACCCUACCAUCACAAGACUAAAGAUCGAACAUAAUCCAUUUGCCAAAGCAUUCAGACAAGGAAAAAGGUCAAUGAACCAAGAUGAGGACACGGAAAAGCAGAAUAGGUCGUGUAACUCUACCAAGUCGACAAAGCGUCCGCGCUUACAGAUCUCAUCACCGCCACCCGUGACCAGACUUCACCCACCACCUCUUGGUCAUUUCCCGGAAACUGUUCCGUCAAUCCCAACACCCCCACCACCCCCUCUCCCACCUAUGAAUUUGUACUGUCAGUCAUAUCCUUCAAGAGAAACGAUGGUUAACCAACAAUCGAGAUUUAUUCCUCUAAUGAACGAUCCUAUCCUCUGGGAGCCACCUCAGGCCUCCAUGACGUCACAGCGAACUUGUCUUCCACCGAUCAACACUAGUUUCCACUUCGAGGCACCUCAACCCCAGUGCCUCAAACAGGAACAUCAGACCUGUACUAACGUUCCUCAAACCUGGUUUUCUGACCAACAAGACGUCUGUGGAAACCUCUAUGGUACAAACUGGGUGCCGACAAACAGCUGCUCUCUAUAUGAAGACAUACAAUUACGUCACCAUGGUUACGACAAUAUGUUUUAUCGGGAAAACUAGAACGAAGUUUUCGAGUAUAAGUAAACCACAGGAAGCCCACUUUAGAAAAAACUAAUAAAUUUCAACCAAUCGAAAAAUGGUUCAGUUAGCAAACGACAUCUUGCGUCGCUUUUAUUUCACAAUAUUAUUUUUAUCUACGUGGGCUUCCUUAAUUACUUUAAUUCUGGUUUUGAUGUUAGAUUUUUGCUAUACUUAUUUAUGCGGAACUUUGUCUAUUUAUAAAAUCAAAACGCGCGAGUUCAGCGUUUUGACACGUGAACAUUUCCAGUACAACUUGUCUCUCGAAAAGAUUGCGCAGCCUUUUGUGCAUGUAAGUUAUUCAGUGCAAUUUUUAUCAUCUAUUUUCUUUUGUUAAACCAUACCUUAUACCUUCGUUAAACUUUCAAGUUUUUGUUUUGCGCGAGACAAGUUGCGACAAGGAAUCUUAGCGUUUAAAACCAACCUCAAGCAGUUUUUCAAACCUCAUUUGUUUGGGUCAAAACAUCGUUCACAGUUAUUUCUACUCGCGCACUUCAAUGAGCUUUGGAUUUAAAAAAAUUA